ACCACCGCAGACUUCCGGUUUGUGCGCAGACAAAAUGAGUGCGUCGGCUGUGGUCCGAAGGUUAGCGGCUCUGUCCGGGGCUUCGGCGGUGGGCCUGGGGGCCUACGGGGCUCACGGCUUCAAAAACAGUGACCCUGAUGACUACCGGAUGGUGCUAUUUGAGACUGCCAAUAAGUACCAUUUCUACCACAGCCUGGCCCUGCUGGGUGCUGCCCACUCUGGAAAACCUGCUGUGGCUGGAGCUCUCCUCGUAGCUGGGAUGGGGAUGUUCUGCGGUUCUUUGUACCACCAGGCCCUGACGGGGGACCCUGGUCUGCGCAAAGUGGCUCCCAUGGGGGGCAUGGCUAUGAUCGCUGGCUGGCUGGCCAUGGUUCUCUAAACCGUAACUGCUCUCAGCUCCUCCACAGGGCCACCAUGUGAUACUUAACUGUCAGGCUGCUAAUGGAUGAACUGGGAAAGCUGUGAGAGUUCGCUGAGAGGCACAAACUGCUGAGUUCUAAUGUCACCCACCCAACCUCUCCCAGCUCUGCAUUGUGGGUGUCAGCAGGAGAUAAGGUCACAACAAGAUUAUCAUGUUUUUUUUUUUUACCACUGUGGCCUGUUUUCUGACUCAUGCCCUUUGAGUAUACUGAGUUAAAAUUGACAAAUAGGUAAUAUGUUAUAUAUUUUAUGACUGAAAAAAUAUAUUCAGUUGUAUGUUAAUGUUUGUGAGACAGUAUCCUAUUAAUUAAUACUAGUUUGUGACUUAAAACACACUAUUAUACCUUGCCGUUUGUUCAUUUCUACAAAAUGUUACUCUAAUGCAGGAAGUUUUACGUGUCUGAAUACAACCAAUGUGAAUAAAAAAAAUCAGUUUGCAUCA
This is a messenger RNA of Sphaeramia orbicularis (orbiculate cardinalfish), 862 nucleotides long. RefSeq names its product transmembrane protein 256 (gene tmem256). The record is from RefSeq and is a predicted model, not a curated record. Gene Ontology annotation, cellular component: membrane. Lineage: Eukaryota; Metazoa; Chordata; Actinopteri; Kurtiformes; Apogonidae. The transcript has 4 exons. Bases 35 to 379 code for a protein of 114 amino acids.